Molecule: messenger RNA, 3215 nt
Organism: Mauremys mutica (yellowpond turtle)
Lineage: Eukaryota; Metazoa; Chordata; Testudines; Geoemydidae
Gene: ACSS3
Product: acyl-CoA synthetase short chain family member 3
Exons: 16
Coding region: 49-2079 (676 amino acids)
Source: RefSeq, a predicted model, not a curated record
CGCUCCCCCGCCGCACGGGACGGGACCGGUCCGCAGAGCGGCACCACCAUGGGCCUGCAGCGCAGGGUGAUACGGCUCCUCGCCUGCAGCCGGCGCUGGGGCAAUGGCUGGCUGACGGGGCCAGCCCGGAGCGGCGCUAGGAGCGCUCCCGCCGCCCGGCGCGCCCUCUCCGCCGGGCAGGCCGCCCCCGAGGGCGCGUACGAGCAGGCGCUCAGGGCCGCCCUGGCGGAGCCCGAGAAGCUGUGGGGAGAAGCCGCCGGGUGGAUCCAGUGGCACAAGCCCUGGGUCAAACUCGUGGACAGGAGCAACCCGCUCGUAGCCUCCUGGUUUGUGGAUGGAGAGCUAAAUAUUUGUUAUAAUGCUGUAGAUCGUCAUGUUGAGAGUGGACAUGCAGACAAGAUUGCUAUUAUCUAUGAUAGUCCUGUAACAAACACUAAACAGGCUAUCACUUACAAAGAAGUUCUUGAACAGGUCUCCAAGUUAGCUGAUGUUAUGGUGAAAUACGGUGUGAAGAAAGGAGAUUGUGUUGUCAUCUACAUGCCCAUGAUUCCACAGACAAUGUAUACUAUGCUGGCAUGCGCAAGAAUAGGAGCCAUACAUAGCCUCAUUUUUGGUGGAUUUGCAUCUAAAGAGCUUUCUAGUCGCAUUGAUCAUGCAAAGCCCAAACUUGUUGUAACUGCAACUUUUGGGAUAGAACCAGGAAGAAGAGUGGAAUACAUGCCGCUUCUAGAAAGAGCACUGGAGAUGAUACAGCACCAACCUGAGAAAGUUCUCAUAUACAGUCGACCUCACUUGGGAACUGUUCCUCUAGUCUCAGGUCGUGAUCUUGAUUGGGAUGAAGAAAUAGCAAAAGCCAAGCCUCAUGAUUGUGUUGCUGUUCGUUCAGAUCAUCCACUUUACAUUCUUUAUACAUCAGGAACGACUGGCUUGCCCAAGGGUGUUGUUAGACCAACAGGUGGCUAUGCGGUUAUGUUGAACUGGACAAUGUCAGCUAUAUAUGGACUCAGACCUGGAGAGGUAUGGUGGGCAGCUUCUGACUUAGGCUGGGUAGUUGGCCAUUCCUACGUUUGUUAUGCACCUCUCCUGCAUGGGAAUACAACUGUUUUGUAUGAGGGGAAGCCUGUGGGAACACCAGAUGCUGGUGCUUACUUCCGUGUGCUAGCAGAGCAUGGAGUGGCUGCCUUUUUUACUGCACCAACUGCAAUUAGAGCAAUCCGUCAGCAGGACCCUGAGGCAGACUUGGGAAAGCAGUACUGUUUGACAAGGUUCCGAACAUUAUUUGUAGCUGGUGAACGCUGUGAUGUGGAGACAUUAGAAUGGUCCAAAAAAGUCUUCAAGGUCCCAGUGUUGGAUCACUGGUGGCAAACUGAAACUGGAUCUGCAAUUACUGCUUCCUGCAUCGGUUUGGGCAACUCUACAACUCCUCCACCAGGACAAGCAGGAAAAUCAGUGCCAGGAUACAAUGUGAUGGUUCUGGAUGACAACAAGCAACCAGUGAAGGCCAAGACUUUAGGAAAUAUUGUGGUAAAGUUGCCUUUGCCUCCUGGAGCCUUCUCGGGUCUCUGGAAAAAUCAGGAAACGUUCAAGGAGUUAUAUUUCCAAAAAUUUCCCGGAUACUACGAUACCAUGGAUGCUGGGUACAUGGAUGAAGAUGGCUACUUAUAUGUCAUGUCUCGAGUUGAUGACGUGAUCAAUGUUGCAGGUCAUAGAAUUUCUGCAGGUGCAAUUGAGGAGUCUGUUCUUUCCCAUGGAGCUGUGGCUGAUUGUGCUGUUGUUGGCCAAGAAGAUGCCUUAAAAGGUCUUGUCCCAUUAGCGCUAUGUGUAUUAAGAAAUGGUAUAAAGACAGAGGAGGAGAAAGUUUUGGAAGAAAUUGUUAAGCGUGUUCGAGAAAGCAUUGGCCCAGUGGCAGCUUUCCGAAAGGCAGUGUUUGUGAAACAGAUACCAAAGACACGUUCUGGCAAAAUACCACGUUCUGCUCUUUCUGCUCUUGUCAAUGGCAAACCAUAUCAGAUAACUCCAACCAUUGAGGAUCCUGGUGUGUUUAAACAUGUAGAAGAAGUACUGAAGAAAAAAAAAUAAUGUGACUUUUAUCCAUCAUACAGUGUCUUUUAAUGGUACACUUCCGAACGUCUGGAAUACAUGAAGAAAUUUUGUAUUUGGCAACACAGUUAUAGAACAUAUUUUAGAAGUCUGAAGUAACCUGGCGCUAAUUUUAUUACUACAAAACUGUUGCUGCUUUCUCUGUCAUGUCAUAUCAUGGACAGUGAAACAUUUUGAGUUUUGGCAGCAUUUGUCAUUUGUAUUAUACUGGAGGUUUAGACAGAUAGGAAGUAGAUACUUACAGUAGAGACCUGUAAAGAGGGUUCAUAAAUUCAUCGAGUUCAAGGCCAGAGGGGACCAUCAGAUCAUAUAGUCUGACUACCGUAUAACACACAUUCUUAAUUUCACCCAGUAACCCUUGCAUUGAGCACAAUAACUCGUUUGGCUAAAGCAGAUGUUCCAGAAAAGUAUUAUCCAUACUCGAUUAGAUGAUUUGGAGAAUCCACCGCUUCCCUUGGUCACUUCUCAACCUUUUUUUGAUAAACUAAACAGAUUGAGCUAAGACUCUUGCUAUAUGGCAUUUUCUCCAGCCCUUGAAUCAAUUUUGUGUCUCUUUUCUGCAUGUCUCCACAAAUUUUCAGCUUCUUUUUAAAAUGCGACACCAGAACUGUAUGCAUUAUCUCAAUAUCAGUUUCACCAAUGCUGCAUGAAGAGAUAAAAUCACCUCCCAACUCCUACUCCCUGUUUAUAUAUACAAAGAUCACAUUAGCACUUUUUGCCACAGCAUCGCAUUGGGAGCUUAUGUUGAUUUGCUCUACUAUGACCCCUAAAUCCUUUCCAGGAUACAGACUCCCAUGCUAUAGGUCUGGCCUACGUUCCUUGUUCUACUCCUGGUAGAAUUCUCCACCAAAAACUUAAAAAUUCUGCGCACAAUAUUUUACAAUUCUUUAUAUUUUGUCACAAUAAUAUAAUCACACCAGUUUGUUAUUUUUGGUCAUUUAUUUCAAAAUACCUGUUAACAAGUAUGUCCGUAACAAUAUAGACAACAAAAAAAGACUCAGGAAAUGUUUUUUGACAGAUUCCUUACUACGCAUAUUAAUACAGAACUCUAAGUAAUAAUUCAUUUAAACUACAAUACAGAACCAUAUUGCCCAUACCCAGGGGUGGCUCUAGAC